Saitoella complicata NRRL Y-17804 is the source of this 1549-nucleotide messenger RNA. Its product is annotated as putative rRNA pseudouridine synthase. NCBI's taxonomy places the organism in Eukaryota, Fungi, Ascomycota, Saitoellomycetes, Saitoellales, Saitoellaceae. Gene Ontology annotation, molecular function: pseudouridine synthase activity; RNA binding. The coding region runs from base 42 to 1487 and encodes 481 amino acids. Gene Ontology annotation, biological process: box H/ACA sno(s)RNA 3'-end processing; snRNA pseudouridine synthesis; rRNA pseudouridine synthesis. The transcript has 2 exons. Gene Ontology annotation, cellular component: box H/ACA snoRNP complex. The record is from RefSeq and is a predicted model, not a curated record.
GCUUCGACCAUCCAGCAAUUCUCGACAUAUAAUACCCGGCAAUGUCGACCGUUGAGCAGCAAGAGUCCAAGGACUACGCGAUUGUUCCCGAGAAGAACACCGCUUCCGUCGAUACUUCGACUUGGCCCCUUCUCCUCAAGAACUACGACAAACUCCAGGUUCGCACCGGUCAUUUCACCCCCAUCCCUCACGGAUGUGCGCCAUUGAAGCGUCCUCUCAGGGACUACAUCUCCUCCGGUGUGAUCAACCUCGACAAGCCUGCCAACCCCUCCUCCCACGAGGUCGUCGCCUGGGUUAAGCGCAUUCUCCGUUGCGAGAAGACCGGUCACUCCGGUACUCUUGACCCCAAGGUCACUGGUUGUUUGAUCGUUUGUAUCGACCGUGCUACUCGUUUGGUCAAGUCCCAGCAGGGUGCCGGUAAGGAGUACGUUGCUGUCCUCCGCCUUCACGACUCCCUCGACUCGGAAAAGAAGAUGGGUCAGGCCCUUGAGACCUUGACCGGUGCCCUCUUCCAGCGUCCCCCUCUUAUCUCUGCCGUCAAGCGUCAGCUCCGUAUCCGUAACAUCUAUGAGUCUAAGCUCUUGGAGUUUGACAACGACCGUCACCUCAGUGUUUUCUGGGUUUCUUGCGAAGCUGGUACUUACAUUCGUACGCUCUGUGUGCACUUGGGUCUUUUGUUGGGUGUCGGUGGUCACAUGCAGGAGCUUCGUCGUGUGCGCUCUGGAGCCAUGGGUGAGGACGACAACAUUGUUACGAUGCACGAUGUCUUGGACGCCCAAUGGAUGUACGACAACACCAAGGACGAGUCUUACUUGCGUCGCGUCAUCCGUCCGCUUGAGUCGCUAUUGACCAGCUACAAGCGUAUCGUUGUCAAGGACUCCGCUGUCAACGCUGUCUGUUACGGUGCCAAGCUUAUGAUUCCUGGUCUUUUGCGUUACGAGGCUGGUAUCGAUGUGAACGAGGAGGUCGUUCUCAUGACCACCAAGGGUGAGGCUAUUGCCAUCGGUAUUGCUCAGAUGUCUACCGUUGAACUUUCCACUUGCGAUCACGGUGUUGUUGCGAAGGUCAAGCGUUGCAUCAUGGAGCGUGAUACUUACCCUCGCAGAUGGGGUAUGGGUCCCGUGGCCAUGGAGAAGAAGAAGAUGAAGACCGAGGGUAAGCUCGACAAGUUCGGUCGCACCAACGAGCAGACCCCCACGACUUGGAAGAAGGAGUACGUUGACUACAACAAGCUCUCUGAUGACGCCGAUGCCGCUGCCCCGGUGAACGGAGAUCUCGUUUCCGACGCCACUUUGGCCAAGAUGGAGGGUGUUGAGCAGACUUCCUCUAAGCGCAAGGCGGAGGAUGAUGAUGAUGACAAUUCUGACAAGGAGGAUUCUCCCAAGAAGAAGAAGGUUCGCACUGAUGAGGAGAAGGCCGCCAGGAAGGCCAAGAAGGAGGCCAAGAAGGAGAAGAAGGACAAGAAGGUCAAGGAUGAGAGCGAUUAGACUCUAUCUUCGUUGUUGAAAUGGGAUGGGCGGGUUACUCAAGGUGGUUUUGAAGGGCGGGG